This is a messenger RNA of Porites evermanni, 3979 nucleotides long. The record is from the annotation of a GenBank genome assembly. Lineage: Eukaryota; Metazoa; Cnidaria; Anthozoa; Scleractinia; Poritidae.
AUGGCAUGCAGUCAAGCUUGUUUAAGGCAUUCUUGGUGUACUUCAUCUAACUUUAAAGAGUCCUCAAGCAAUUGUGAACUGAACAAGCACGAGUUUUCAAUAACUGCAGAUGAUGACACCAAGCUCACCGAUAAUACGGGCAGACGUUUUCAAUGUUUCUUAAGGUGAGUCGAAGAGAGGUUUUUCAACAACGUUAACGUACGCGAUAUAAGAACUGCGCUCAAAUAAAUUUUAACUAAUACACAUAUGUUCUGGUGGAAAAAACAGUAAAUUUGAGUUUUAUUAGGAUGCAUUUAUCAAAAAUGGCAUCCAAAGCGGGGAUAUAUCUUGAAUUGGAGCGAGUCUAACUCUGAGUCCAUUUGCUACCAGUUUCAAUAUGCGACAAUUUUUUAAUGUUAUUGACGGCUAUGUAUUCUUGACUUCAAUUGGUUCAUUUGUUUUUAAAUUACAGUUAAGAAAAAUGUGCAGUGCAAUUCAAAAAUUCAAAGAGAGUCCGUCGAGUUUGUAAUUUAUAGAAAUGUUAUUUUGGUUUCUAAGUUCAAAGUAUAUAUUGUACAGAUAUGAUUUGCACUGCGCCUAAAAAAGGAUCUUGUCAAAAAGUGAGAGAUCAGUACGCACUGCAAGGAUGACAUGAAGUCGAACGUUUUUGCCCUAAAACAUUUGCUAGUGUAAAAAGCUUCAGGAAGUCGAUGGAAAACAACUUUUGCUUACCCAAGUAAAAUGUGAUUUUCUGCAGGGUUGUCUGAUGGCUGGAUGCCUCAACGGAGGUUAUUGUUUAUUCGGCAAAGAAAAAGACGCUUUCGCUUGCUCAUGCAAUCUGCAAUGGAGUAGAGAAAAAUGUGAACUAGGUAAAUUCUUAGUCUUUUUUGUCCCUUAUAAUAAACAUAGAAUAGUGAAAGAGGUGUAUUCCCUGGUAGCAUCUGGUAUCCCGAAUACCAGGGAAAAACUCUAGGCCUCUGCUAACAGGGAAAGAUGUGUAUUGUUUGAAGGAAAAUCACAUAUUUGUCUCUAUCUGGCAAAUGUUUCAGUGGUAUAAAGAAAGUUAAACUGUUGACAGAUCACCAAUUUAAUGAACCUUCUUCUCUGUGACACUGGUAAGUAGCAUUUGGCGUUUACUUUUAUUAAUUUCUUAGCCUCAAAUGUGGAUCGGCCUGGAAUCAGGUUCCUUAGUAGGAAGAAAAAAGCGACUAAUGGUGUGAACAGCUUGCUAUUCGCCCCUUUUCUCCUCUAAGAAGCCUGAUCUAGGCUAAGUCUGGAACCUCAAUGUUUUUCUUGUGAUUUUUCGUUUUCUUUCUCAUGAAGUAUAGGCUCCUGAAGGGUAUUUAUGUCCAAUGCAUGGUUGUGGCCAUUUUUAAAUUUAGGUUCGCCAUCUUGUGUUCCGGCCAUUAGGCUCUACAGCAAAAGCUUUCAGCCAACCUUGCAUUUUGGCGAGUUUCUCCAUCUAAUGGACUAAUUAUAAUCUGUUUUUGUAGACAUUGACGAAUGCGCAAAAAAUACCCACAAGUGCGGUGCCAAUGCCUACUGCAAUAAUACCGAGGGAGGAUACAACUGCACUUGUCAUCCGGGAUAUUACGGAGAUGGAAAGAAUUGUGAACCAGGUGAGAUGGCAGGCUUCGUUUCAACUCAGAAGUUUUUUGAAAAACUAUGUUAGCAGACAAUACCGUUAAAUCACUCAGUGCAAAAAGUACAAUUUACUUGGCCAUUAUUCUAUGAUGAUUAAACGGCGGUAUUUUUAUAUAUAGACAAGAGCCAUGAUUGCUCUUGAUAUAGAAUAUGGACACACAAAAACCAAAAAUGGUUGGGAAGUUAUUUUUGAUAUUAAAGGUAUCUUUUUAAAAGAAUCAUGCUAAAAGUUGAAAUAAGAAGAAAACAAACCAAACGAGAAUGAGAGAAUAAAUUUUGAAACCAUAAGAGAGAAACCAAUUCUCGUCGCUAUGAGCGGGAGUGUUUAUUUUGAUUAAGAGGACUAAUUUUUUCUUCUCAUCUGUUCUUGUAUUAUCGUUUAUCGGUUUUGUAGAGAAUAAUAUCAAUUUAAGCACUGAAGCACACGUACCAACUCCGCGAUUUUCUAUGGUAUGGCCAUUACCUUACGCAUGCGCACAACCAUACCCUGGCAGUGGCAGCUGCAUGGACAGUUGUUUCGUCCUUAUUGGGUGCCGGGAUAUACGCCGAUUAUUAUGCCCGGCUAGACGUCGACCAAAAGAGUUAAGGGAAGUCGCUAGAUCGUGUAGUUUGGGUCAGUUCUGUCUGGUUGUAAUUCGGUUCAAUCGGUUACUUUAAUGUGAAUAUUUAGACUGUGCAUGUCUCUAAUAAUGCUUGUUUUCUUCAAGCUUUACCCCCUUGUUUAUUUUGUUGCAUAGUUUCGUCGUGUAAGGAUCUUUUUGACAAGAAAAUGUGAGUAAAAAUUACAAAGUUUACUUUUUAGGUUCUUAAAAUAACGACAUAAGUCGGUGCAGUUGAAUGCGCCCGAACUGUGCUUGUUUUGCCCGUCUGAGUGAGAUCCAAAUAUAAGUGAUUUAUCAGCUGUCAUUAUGUUAUUUCGAUUGUAAUUGUUCGAAGUUGUUCCCGGUAAAUGCGAUGAUGGUGGUGUCGUAAGUAAACCUUCAGCUUACUAGCUACCUUCAAUUGAGUCCCCCAGCUACUCUCCUACGCAGUUCUUGUGUCUUGUGUUCUUCUGUCUUCCUUGACUGACGAACUUAAUUAGUCAUCACUGCAAGAGCAAGAAAACUAUUAUUAAUUGAUGCUUCACUGUUUUAUUUAGUCGCUUUGCCCUUUCCUAGUGAAUUUUGUCUUAACACCUUCAAGACCACGACGUCCCACAGCAUGAUACCAUGACAUACAUCCUUUUACCAGCCACUUUUGUUGAUGCCUACAAUUACUAUUUAUUGCCCGUUGUAUACCUGUGAAAAAGUUCUUCGACUACCGCUAUCAUAUCUCCGUCUUUGCCAGUGUAUAAAACCAUAGAUAAAUAGCCUGCGUAGCGCUUCAGUUCGGAGCUGAAAAAAUUGAAAUGAGAUUUCAUUUUGUACAGGUUAAACGUGACUCAGUUGGUCACUCUCCUCCUUGACUCCAGACCAGUUUCACUUGUCUGUCACUUUGGAAAUGUUGGAUGCGGAGAUGGAGGAUGGACACCGGUCAUGAAAAUGGACGGCAACAAGGUAAAACAUUUGUGUACGUUUUCCCUUAGUUUGGCGAAAAAAAUGUGUUAUUAAUAAUUAAAUACAGGUUUGCCUCUGUCAGUGGUAAUUUUCAAUUAUCCUAGCCUGCGAAUACAGCCGUUUCUCCUUGCUCCUCGUUGCUAGGGACGUUUCAUCAGGAGGAACGUCUGCACCUCAGCGACAGAAAUUCCAUACUAAUGACGUAAAAUUGUAAAAUUUUCUGGGGCAGCAUAACCCCAGCCUCCAAGUUUGAGACGUCUUCGGCGCUCUAACUUUUCUUCUCGUUGGUACAUGCUAAGUCCCUGGAUCUGAAAGAUUUAAGUAUUAAGAACACCUUUAAGCUUCUGGAAUAUCUCGGUCAGUAGCAGAGGUCAUCCGCCCUUCCUGUCAGACGAUAUGAAGGUUUUCAUCAAAACACAGAAGCCUGGUCUAUGUACUAACGAAUACGUGAGAGUUAAAGAUAAUUAUAUUCAAUUCGGCAUUUUUUUAAUCGCAUCAACGAUUAAGAGUGCAGUAUUUGUUUACUUUGUAUUCCAUCGGUGACCAUUAAGGCCAUUUCGCCAGCUGUGGCUAACUUCAUUUUAUAAAGCUGGAGAAGCGAGGACGUUCCAGAUAUUCUUUCCAUUGUAAUGGAUCUUUCACUGCAAAAUCUUUUUUUCUUCUUCUCCGGUAAGGAUGUUGUCUUUAGAAGAAAUAAUCCUUAAUUUUAACUUUUCUUUUUAAAGGACAGUUUUCCUAUUUCUUCCUCCUUUCUACCAUAGCAAACUUUUCACUACAAUUCCGACCUCUGGAGCAACAACAAAACAUUCAAUCUUGAUUGA